AUGAUGAUGACCGUUUUGAUAAUUGAGGAUCCUGGCAGGUCAAUCGAUGUUUACUUAAGGCCGCUGGUUGAUGAGCUGAAUGAUUUAGGGACAAACGGUGUUCGCACAUACGAUAAAUCAACUGGGAAGAUGUUCACUUUGCGGGCAGCAGUUAUGUGGACUGUGAAUGAUUUUCCAGCAUAUGUAAUGGUUUCUAGGUGGAGCACAAAGGGUUAUAUGGCAUGUCCUAGAUGGUUGUCAUGGGACCAUGAGUGGAGGGAAAAAGAUAAAGAGUUCGACGGGAACAUAGAGCGUCGCCUCAGACCUAGAGAAUGGUCCGAUGAUGAGAUCUUGGAACAGCUUAACCAUUUGGAUUUUGCUACGUUCGGGAAAACAGUUAGUCGGACCAGAUCUUCUACACAUAUGAACUGGACGCAUAAGCCUAUGUUUUUUGAGCUCCCAUAUUGGUCGAAACUCAAAUUGAGGCACAAUCUAGAUGUGAUGCAUGUCGAGAAAAAUGUAUUCAACACAUUUGUUGGCACGAUUCUAGAUAUCGAGGGCAAGACAAAGGACACGAUCAAAGCUCGUCUUGAUUUGGAAAGAAUGGGCAUACGAAGGGGUUUGUGGAUGAAUAGGGACAGUGAUAAAGUAGAAGGGAUCUUGCAUUCUUUUCUAUGA
Prunus armeniaca (apricot) is the source of this 657-nucleotide messenger RNA. NCBI's taxonomy places the organism in Eukaryota, Viridiplantae, Streptophyta, Magnoliopsida, Rosales, Rosaceae. The record is from the annotation of a GenBank genome assembly.